UUCUCCUCCUCCCUUCGCCCUCGACUCCUCCUCCCGCCGCCGCCGCCGCCGAUACCGCGAGCACCGGCGCCGGAGUCCAUUCCCCCCUCCGCUUCCGCCGCACCCUCGCCGGUGUGCACCCCCACCGAUCUAUCCGGAAGCUUCUCCGGCUCCCGUUCUUGCAGAGAUUCUUCGGAGUCGGCACCGCGAGCACCGCAGCCAAUAUGCUGUUCUUCUCCUACUUCAAGGAACUCGUGGGGAAGGAGGUGACGGUGGAGCUCAAGAACGACCUGGCGAUCCGCGGCACGCUCCACUCUGUCGACCAAUACCUCAACAUCAAGCUUGAGAACACCCGGGUCGUCGACCAGGACAAGUACCCCCACAUGCUAUCGGUGCGAAACUGCUUCAUAAGGGGAUCCGUGGUGCGGUACGUGCUGCUUCCGCAGGACGGCGUCGACAUUGACAUCCUCCAUGAUGCCACCAGGAGGGAGGCGCGUGGAGGCUGAUCGGCUGUGUUCUCUCCCUAGAGGAGCCCUAAUCUGAUGUAUGGGGAACAUGUAUGGAGUAUGGAACCGUGUUGACACCCCAAUAUUGAGAGGAGUUAAAUCUGUAGCAAUUCCUCCUGAUACUUGCAGUGACAAACUGUCCAAGAUUGCAUCCAGCAAAUGCCAUACUUCCCUUUCUUGUGUAAUUCCAGUCAAAGCUUAUUAGAUCAA
Messenger RNA from Oryza brachyantha (malo sina), 695 nucleotides. RefSeq names its product sm-like protein LSM2. Gene Ontology annotation, biological process: mRNA splicing, via spliceosome. The transcript is spliced from 4 exons. Gene Ontology annotation, cellular component: P-body; precatalytic spliceosome; U6 snRNP. NCBI's taxonomy places the organism in Eukaryota, Viridiplantae, Streptophyta, Magnoliopsida, Poales, Poaceae. The coding region runs from base 204 to 485 and encodes 93 amino acids. The record is from RefSeq and is a predicted model, not a curated record. Gene Ontology annotation, molecular function: RNA binding.